UUGAUGACGAAAGAGGUCUUUUCCUGGUCGGGCGGUUGAGGGUCAUGGUGACGGGCGGCAGAGCCUGAGGCCGAGCCCGAGCAGCAGAGAGGGAGCUGCCGUCCGCUCCGGGACCAUGGCUGGGAGGACGAGCGCCAUUGCUGCGGGCCUGUGCGGGGCGCUCUUCAUCGGUUACUGCAUCUACUUCGACCGCAAGCGGCGGAGCGACCCCGACUUUAAGAGCAGGCUCCGGGAACGAAGGAAGAAGCAGAGACUCGCCAAAGAAAAGGCUGGACUGUCCCGGUUGCCAGACUUGAAAGAUGCGGAAGCUGUGCAGAAGUUUUUCCUGGAAGAGAUCCAACUAGGCGAAGAGUUGUUAGCACAAGGUGACUAUGAGAAAGGGGUGGAGCACCUUACGAAUGCUAUAGCUGUGUGUGGGCAACCUCAGCAGCUCCUACAGGUGUUACAGCAGACCCUGCCUCCGCCUGUCUUUCAGAUGCUCCUGACCAAACUGCCAACUAUCAGCCAGAGAAUUGUGACUGCACAGGCUUUAGUUGAAGAUGAUGUGGAGUGAAGUGGGUUUCCUGUGAUAAUUGGCAAUGUGAGCAGUGAUCUCACCUUCCAGUCCUGUCUCUCUCUCUACAUUUAGCACAAAAGUGGACUCUGAAUUGAUUUUGGGAAAUUUGUCAUUCUCACUGCUAAAAGUUCCUGUUGCGUCACUUUAUUUAUUUCGCACCUGUGUUUUAAUACUAAUUCACUGGAUACCAUAUUGCAGUUGUACUGCUGAAUGUCAUCUGUUUCUUGGCGUAACUCUUGUCAGGGGUGUAAUCCUAUACAGACAGAGUAUAUUGUGGUGUACACUAGAAGAGUCUGCUCCUUGCACACCAGGAACUUGCUGCCAGACAGUUCCCCAAUCUCCCUGCUCCACUGCUGCUUGGUUCAAAUGGAUGCUGUUGUACUUCAGAGAUUUUUAAUAAAUUUAUUCAAUCAAA
Messenger RNA from Chiloscyllium plagiosum (whitespotted bambooshark), 971 nucleotides. RefSeq names its product translocase of outer mitochondrial membrane 20 (gene tomm20a). The record is from RefSeq and is a predicted model, not a curated record. Gene Ontology annotation, cellular component: mitochondrial outer membrane translocase complex. Gene Ontology annotation, biological process: protein targeting; intracellular protein transport; protein import into mitochondrial matrix. Gene Ontology annotation, molecular function: transmembrane protein transporter activity. Lineage: Eukaryota; Metazoa; Chordata; Chondrichthyes; Orectolobiformes; Hemiscylliidae.